UCUUUGCUUUGUUUGAUGUUAGUAUGACAAUCCUAUUGAUGUUGGUUUGAAUUUCAUUUUGUUAUGUGCUUCGUUUGGAUAAGAUGAGGGUUCAGAGGUUUGAGUGUCCUGUGUUCGGUGGAUAAAUUUUGGGGGUUCUGAGGUUCAUAGGUUUGAAGGGUCAAAGCAAAGGGACAUGAUCCUUUCUUGUGUUCGGUGUGGGUGAGUUCAAAUAGAGGGGAGCAUUGGUAUCUAGGUUCGUAGGGUGAGUGAUUAUGGCUGUAAUAGCUUAGUCUACUAAAAUCAAAGAGGGACCAGCCUCAUCGUGGUAAUUAUCGGACAUCUCUGAUCGUUCACCUCUAAUGUGACACGUUCCCUCCCAGUUAUAUGAUCCACGGGAUCAGUCGGCUAGAGAGCGGGGCUAUUCUUCUUCCGGGGAGUGAAAGUCGUCCCCUCAGUUCGGGGGUCUUCGUCAACAUGUUUUGAGGCUCCAGUCUUCGGCGGGUCACCAUUACUUGACUUAGAAAGGCGAACAUCUAGGCAAGGGAAAUUGCAGUGCGCCUGGUGCAAAUGGCUUUCUUUUUUCAUGAUAUACCAAUCAGAAUGGAGGACCCUACCUACGUACAUGAUUGAUAGAAGAACUACCUAGGGGGUCGGUCAACUUGAUGCGGGAGAGGCAUGAGUGCAGUUCGAUCUUGUGGUGUAUUCGUUUGUAGUGAGUAGGGCCUCUUUUUUAUCAGUUUGCCUCCGCUCUAUUGAAAGGUCUCCAUUCCUAUGGCGGUUUUGUCAACGAACGCGUCUCGGGCCGGAUUGACUAACCUAACCCUUACUUAAGGGGGCCUUGCCAUAGUUGGGUGCUCUGCUUUAGUGUGAUUUACGAAGGAUAGGCUAGUAAUACCAAAAAAAAUGAAAAGAGAUCGGGGUCGAUAGUUGGCAAGGAACUUGAUCCCCCCAAAACACAAAAGGGGUAAGUUGGAUUUUUUCGAAUUGAUUGGAAGAAGAAAGAAUAGGUGUAGCGAAGAAAAAAAAAAUAGGAGCUAGAAAGAAAGGGUAGGUUGAAUCUGAAAAGUACUCUGUGGGGGUAACUAUGUUAAGUUAAUUGGGUAUCGUAAAAAAAAAAAUGUUAUGUGCUCCAGGGGUGUUGUUGGUGAGAAUGAGAGAGACUACACAUGAGUGGGAGUGUGUCUAAAGGAUAAUUUUAGGCCAAAAAUGUGAAAUGGGGAAACCUGUGAACUUUACCUUAACUCAAAAAUAGAACCAGUUAAUUCCUGCAACCUUACAAUUGAUGCAACAAUCAGCAUCGUACAAAAUGAUACCAAGGUCAUAUAAGUAUCAAACGGAGACUGGUACAAGAACUGAGUUGUUAUAAGCCUUGCAAUUAUAAAAGGUUUCACAGUAUCAAUCCUCAGGUUACGGGAGCUGUUUGCAAGUGUUUCUACAUACUAUGGUUUAGGUUAUCUAAUGCAUACAGUUGUUACACAGUGGAUUUAUUUUUCUCCAACCCUUUCUCUCUCCACAUUCCACCGGUUCCUCACAAUCACAACACCGCCGCCUAUGACAUCGUCACCGGGUAGUCCAACCACCACAUCCAGUGCUGUCAAACUCUCUUCCUACAUAAUACUAAGCUUUCUCAGGAACUAGUUGUCAAUCACAAACCCAAGUAUUUUUUUUAUUAGAUUCACCACUUCAUUUCGCUGAAAACUGCUGCCUUGAAGUUUAUUCACUCCAAUGUUCUUCAACUUUAAGGAACCUGCAGUCAAAACAAUCAAACUCUCCUUUAAAUAUCAUUUUUUGCACAUCCAGAGAUACAGUUAUGUGAAUAUGUAUAUGAAAUGGAAAAAGGAUUCAUACUAUGACUCAAUUGAGCACAUCCACUACUCCAUUCAGCUCAAGCCUAUCAUUGCCCUCAAAAACUGCAUUGUCCGGGAUCCCAAUGGCUGCAUUCCUAUCUCUGCAGUGUCAAAGAGGGGAUUAGAGUUAGAUGUUCCCAUGAAGGUUGCAAGGUUUAUGAGGCAGUAUCCAUCCAUCUUUGAGGAGUUUACGGGUCCUGAAUACAAUCUUCCAUGGUUCAGGUUGACACCGGAAGUUGCUGAGAUUGACAGGGAUGAGAAGAGAGUAUAUGAAGAAUGCAGGGAGGACUUAAGGUCCAGGUUGAGGAAGAUGAUAUUGAUGACCAGAGAGCAUGUUCUACCUUUAAAGAUAAUUCAAGGGAUGCAGUGGUAUUUGGGGUUGCCUAGUGAUUUUCUGCAGCACCCGGAGCAAAUUCUUGAUGAACCUUUCAGGUUUGUAGAGAUGGAAGAUGGAUUGAAGGGGUUGGCUCUUGAAAGCAGAGAAAAGAUUUAUUCUGUAAUGGAGAGAAAUGCAAUGAAAAGUGGUUUUUACUCUGGGGGUCCAAUGGAAGCCAUUGAAUUUCCAUUUUUUCCAUCAAAGGGUUUAAGGUUGAGGAGGAAGAUUGAGAACUGGCUAAAUGAAUUUCAGAAGCUUCCAUAUAUUUCACCUUACGAUUAUUUUUCAAACUUGGAUCCAAACUCUGACAUAGCAGAUAAAAGACUUGUGGGAGUUCUUCACGAACUGCUUUCCCUUUUUGUCGAGCAUUCAGCCGAGAGGAAGAAGUUGUUUUGCCUCAAGAAGUAUUUUGGGUUGCCACAGAAAGUUCAUAGAGCGUUUGAGCGGCAUCCCCAUAUGUUUUAUCUAUCUUUCAGGAACAAAACUUGUACAGUCAUUCUAAAGGAAGCUUACAGCAAUAAAUCAGCUAUUGAGAAGCAUCCUCUGUUGAGGGUCAGGAAGAAAUACAUCAAGUUGAUGAAGAAAUCAGAAGUGAUUUUAAGGAACAGGAGGGUGAAUAAUCGAUUUUCUAAUAGUAAUGCAAAAUUGGAUAUAGACUCAAAUGAUCUAGAUGAAAAGGGACAUGAGAUGGCAAGUUGCUCUUUGGAACAGGUUGCGUGAAAAUUUAUACCAGACCACUUGAGGUAAACAUGAAAU
This is a messenger RNA of Glycine soja, 2961 nucleotides long. RefSeq names its product protein WHAT'S THIS FACTOR 9, mitochondrial-like. The record is from RefSeq and is a predicted model, not a curated record. NCBI's taxonomy places the organism in Eukaryota, Viridiplantae, Streptophyta, Magnoliopsida, Fabales, Fabaceae. The transcript is spliced from 4 exons. Gene Ontology annotation, molecular function: RNA binding. Bases 1708 to 2925 code for a protein of 405 amino acids.